Cryptomeria japonica (Japanese cedar) is the source of this 1948-nucleotide messenger RNA. Its product is annotated as amino acid permease 4. Bases 167 to 1624 code for a protein of 485 amino acids. The transcript has 7 exons. Lineage: Eukaryota; Viridiplantae; Streptophyta; Pinopsida; Cupressales; Cupressaceae. The record is from RefSeq and is a predicted model, not a curated record. Gene Ontology annotation, cellular component: plasma membrane.
GCAUCAGUACGCUGAUAAGGAUAAGUUUUGAGUCUCUUCAUAAUUUCCAACAGUGCUUUGGUAGACUAUAUAGUCCUUGCGUGGGUAUGUUUCUAGGUAUAUGAUUCUUGUGUGGAUUAUCAUCUGUUAAGGUAAAAUCCCAGCCUACAUAAAGAAUUUUCUAAGUAUGAAUCGAGAGGGCCCUCAAAUGGCUUCCCUGCAGAUAACUACACACAAUGCAUCAGAUGAGUAUUACAGCAGCAGUCCAAUUCUGAAGGACUUCGACGAUGAUGGACGCCCUAGAAGAACAGGAAAUAUAUGGACUUCAAGUGCUCAUAUUAUCACAGCAGUCAUAGGGUCAGGAGUGCUGUCACUCUCAUGGGCUACGGCUCAAUUGGGAUGGGUUAUAGGACCUGGAGUUCUCAUUGCUUUCUCUUUCGUUACUCUUUAUACCUCCACCUUACUUACAGACUGCUACAGAUCUCCUGAUCCAGUCAAAGGAAAAAGAAAUUACACCUACAUGGAUGCUGUGAAAGCAAAUUUAGGAAAGACCCAAAUAUGGCUCUGCGGCUUGACACAGUAUACCAAUUUAUAUGGAACCUCAAUCGGCUACACCAUCACAGCAUCUAUCAGUAUGACGGCUAUCAAGCGGUCAGAUUGUUUCCAUGAGCAUGGGAGGCAAGCUCCAUGCCACCCCUCCAACAACCCUUACAUGAUUCUAUUUGGAAUCAUACAGAUUGUUUUAUCUCAAAUACCAAACUUCGACAAGCUCUGGUGGCUUUCUAUAGUUGCUGCAGUUAUGUCAUUUAGUUAUUCUUCAAUAGGACUUGGCCUUGCUAUUGGCAAAAUGGCAGAAGGAAACCUCCAUGGGACUCUGACAGGAGUGACAAUAGGUACAGUCACACAAGCCCAAAAGAUCUGGAGGGCCUUCCAAGCUCUGGGAGACAUUGCUUUUGCUUAUUCGUUCUCCAUGAUUUUAAUUGAGAUCCAGGACACUGUUAAAACACCUCCAGCAGAGAACAAGACGAUGAAGAAAGCCACAGCAGUAGGGAUUAGUGUCACAACUAUGUUCUACAUGUUAUGCGGUCUACUAGGCUAUGCAGCUUUUGGCAACCAUGCACCAGGCAACUUUUUGACUGGGUUUGGCUUCUACGAGCCCUUCUGGCUUGUUGACAUAGCCAAUGUAUGCAUUAUUAUUCACCUGGUGGGAGCAUAUCAGGUUUUUUCACAACCCCUGUUUGCAUUCAUUGAACAAUGGUGCUUCCGUAAGUGGCCUGAAAGCACAUUUCUUAAAAUUGAAUAUGAUGUCAAAAUGCCAAAAUAUGGAGUGUACAAACUAAGUCUUUUCAGGCUGAUUUGGAGGACAAUUUUUGUGAUCACCACCACAGUUAUUUCAAUGCUCCUGCCCUUUUUCAAUGAUGUUGUGGCACUUUUGGGUGCAGUAGGGUUUUGGCCUUUGACAGUAUAUUUCCCAGUGGAAAUGUACAUAGCCCAACAAAAGAUUGCACCUUAUUCAUCCAAAUGGUGGCUUUUGAAGAUCUUGAGCGGCGUUUGUUUCCUUGUCUCCUUAGCAGCUGCAGUUGGGGCAAUUGAAGGAGUCAUUCAAGAUUUGAAAACGUACAAACCCUUCAAAACAGCAUAUUGACUGGACGGCUUUGUUUUCUAAUAUAUAGUUCAUGUUUUGUACUGCUAGUCUUUCUUUUUCUAGCGCUAAUUUACAGCUUAUCAAGGUUUUCAGAGAGCAAGAGGAGCGUUUUUUUUCCCUUGAAGAUAUAAAAACCUUCACUGGUUUGGUUUUCCCACCUGGGCCAAAGCAGCAUCCAUUCUGUGUAUCGGGGUAGGGAAUUUUAAAAUAUUUUCGAGGCCUUUUAUGGCGGCGCGAAAACUGGUGUGGUUGUAUCUAGUUUUAUACUAGCUAACCCAAAAUUAAUAAUAAAUGAGUGGGUGGUUAUGCCUUCACUUUCACUAA